This is a messenger RNA of Entrophospora sp. SA101, 486 nucleotides long. Lineage: Eukaryota; Fungi; Glomeromycota; Glomeromycetes; Entrophosporales; Entrophosporaceae. The record is from the annotation of a GenBank genome assembly.
AUGGAAGACAAUGCUCAAGACAUUCAACAUGAUAAGUAUUUCCUAGGCAAUCCACUUCAAGUUCUUUUUCAUAUUCACGUUUUAAAUGACGUUGGAUUGAUUCAACAACCAAAAAACUUUCAAAUUAUAAAUAAUAAUAUUAAUUAUGACAGAAAGAGUGGAGGAGGAAGGGGUGGAGCAAGCUUUGGUCAAGAUCAAAAACCUAAAAAAGAAUCAAUACUAGAUUUAUCAAAAUAUAUGGAUAAAAAAAUACGCGUAAAAUAUAAUGGUGGCCGCGAAGUUAUUGGAUCAUUAAAAGGUUAUGAUCAAUUAUUGAAUCUUGUACUUGAUGAAACAGAAGAAUUAUUAAGAGAUCCUGAGGAUAAUAGACUUUCAAAUGAGACAAGAUCACUUGGUUUAGUAGUUUGUCGUGGACCUGCUGUAAUAUUAAUAUCACCAGUUGAUGGAAUGGAAGAAAUUCCAAAUCCAUUUCUUCAACAAGAAUAA